This is a messenger RNA of Glycine soja, 1373 nucleotides long. Its product is annotated as protein trichome birefringence-like 38. Gene Ontology annotation, molecular function: O-acetyltransferase activity. Gene Ontology annotation, cellular component: Golgi apparatus. The record is from RefSeq and is a predicted model, not a curated record. Bases 1 to 1107 code for a protein of 368 amino acids. The transcript is spliced from 5 exons. Lineage: Eukaryota; Viridiplantae; Streptophyta; Magnoliopsida; Fabales; Fabaceae.
AUGGGUUCCAAAGUAAAGACCUUGGUUUUGCUCUCUUUGUUUUGCUUGGCUCUAUUUGAGUCCUUGCACCAAGCAAGAGCAGCAAAGUCACAUAAUAAUCAUAAUGUGACUCGCUUGAAGGGGAGAAAGGAGUUAAAUAGAUGUAAUUUGUUCAUUGGAAGUUGGGUUAUUGACCCUUCACACCCUCUCUAUGACUCCUCAAGCUGCCCCUUUAUAGAUGCUGAGUUUGAUUGCCAAAAGUAUGGGAGACCCGACAAGCAGUAUCUCAAAUACUCUUGGAAGCCUGAUUCAUGUGCCUUACCCAGGUUCGAUGGAGUGAAUUUCUUGAACAAGUGGAAGGGUAAGAAGAUAAUGUUUGUGGGAGACUCAUUGAGUUUGAACAUGUGGGAAUCAUUGUCCUGCAUGCUUCACGCGUCGGUGCCGAAUGCCACCACCAGCUUUGUGAGGAGACAAGCACUCUCCACUGUGACCUUCCAGGACUAUGGAGUAACCAUACAACUAUAUCGCACACCAUAUUUGGUGGACAUAAUUCAAGAAGAUGCUGGGCGAGUGCUCACACUAGACUCCAUACAAGCUGGUAAUGCUUGGACAGGCAUGGACAUGUUGAUCUUCAACUCCUGGCAUUGGUGGACCCACAAAGGAGAUUCUCAAGGAUGGGAUUACAUAAGGAACGGUUCCAAUCUAGUAAAGGAUAUGGAUCGUUUGGAUGCAUUUUUCAAAGGGAUGACCACAUGGGCUGGAUGGGUUGAUCAAAAGGUUGACUCUACCAAAACUAAAGUUUUCUUUCAAGGCAUUUCUCCUACUCAUUAUCAAGGUCAGGAGUGGAAUCAACCAAGAAAGAGUUGUAGUGGAGAACUAGAACCAUCAGCAGGGUCAACAUAUCCUGCUGGUCUACCUCCUGCAGCAAACAUAGUGAACAAAGUGUUAAAGAACAUGAAGAAUCAAGUUUAUCUACUUGACAUAACACUUCUCUCACAACUACGAAAAGAUGCCCACCCUUCUGCCUAUGGUGGCUUGGAUCAUACGGGUAAUGACUGCAGUCAUUGGUGCCUACCAGGAGUACCUGAUACUUGGAAUGAACUUCUAUAUGCAGCUCUAUUUAUGUGAAGUUAUAUAUUAAUGUUAUAUUCUAGUAAUUAAAGGAAUGGAUUCAAUUGUAUUAUAGGACUCUUGAAGAAUAGUUAUGACAGACUUGCAAACUAAGUUAGUCAGGGUGAUCAAAUUGUUACACGUGUCCAGAAAUUGGGAAAAGUACUUUAGAAGGGGAUAGUAAUGUUUAUUGGAUUACAAAUUGGAAUUGUACUAAUGAUUGAUUGAUGCAUAAUUCAUAUUGAAUCUUUCAUAUUAAUAAAAGCUUGCAAAUUUCAGUUUUA